CCUGAUAGAUUGUGGUAUGACGAGCUACGGCGUCGGAGCCACGAGGACGUUUCGGGAGAGGAAGGACCCAAUGGACUUCACGUCGCCUUCCCAGAUGCCUCCAGUGGCAGAGCGUCUGAAGAAAAGGGCCAGCUUGAAGCUGAUACGGUCCAAGGAACGAGACUGGAAGCAGCAGGACUCCAGCCAGCGCGAGAUAAAGGAAACCCCACCUGCUGCACCAGCCGUGGCUACUCUGGUUGAAUCAUGCAGCCGGUUCAUGUCGCUCACAUCCCGGCCGAAAUCUGUGGUCCCGGAUGCGCUGGAGGCGGAGGUGGAAGAGCGAAGACCGGACCGGGACAAGGAGCUGCCCGAGGACCGCGUUCAACUUCCACAACACCUUCUGCAUGCUCAUCAACAUGGGCAAUAUCGACAGAGGGUGUAAGAGGACUAUCAGCCGAGAAGAGAAGGUUUGGCAGAAUGAGCUCAAAGACCUUAUCUGGCUGGAGCUGCAGGCUCGAUGUUCAGGCAGGACCCUGGCCCAGCAGGACAUGUACCUGUGCAGCGAGAGGAAGCUGGUGCCGGCGCUCAUCAACAAUAUUAUGGAAUACCAAUUCGUGAACACAAACCCUUGUCAAAGUGAAUCAAAACUGCACUUCAUGGGACACCAUGACGAUCUUAUUGAUGAAGACAAAUGUGCAGCUGAAGACCAAAACGCGGGCUGCCUGGAGUUCGACUGCCAGCAGUGCUCGGAGGCGAUCGGCGCCGCGAUGCGCGACGUGUACUCGCUGCUCGAGGCCUUCAACAACGCCGUCGCGCUCUACCCCUCCAGCAAGGCCAUGAUGGCCGACCACCCGCAGAUCGCCACCAAGGCCUUCGACAAUAGGGUUAAGGUAGGAAUAUAGUAUCUACUUAAUUUC
Molecule: messenger RNA, 896 nt
Organism: Manduca sexta (tobacco hornworm)
Lineage: Eukaryota; Metazoa; Arthropoda; Insecta; Lepidoptera; Sphingidae
Exons: 6
Coding region: 294-881 (195 amino acids)
Biological process (GO): MAPK cascade
Source: RefSeq, a predicted model, not a curated record